Pogonomyrmex barbatus (red harvester ant) is the source of this 3023-nucleotide messenger RNA. RefSeq names its product vacuolar protein sorting-associated protein 18 dor (gene dor). Gene Ontology annotation, cellular component: endosome; HOPS complex. The record is from RefSeq and is a predicted model, not a curated record. Gene Ontology annotation, molecular function: protein-macromolecule adaptor activity. NCBI's taxonomy places the organism in Eukaryota, Metazoa, Arthropoda, Insecta, Hymenoptera, Formicidae. Gene Ontology annotation, biological process: endosome to lysosome transport; intracellular protein transport; organelle fusion.
AUGUGCGCGUGCGUGCGCGUGUGUAUAUAUACUUUAUAAUAUUCGCAGAUUUACUAAGUUAAAAUGACAUCAAUGUUUGACCAGUAUGAGCAAGCUUCACAACGUUCCAAGCAGGUACUAGCACCACCAAUUCGUCCAGAUAUUAGCACAGCUGGUUUUAUCCAAAUGAAAUUACAAGAUGAUGGACCAAUAUUCACUAAACAGAAAGUCAAUUUUCUACCAUCGGAUAAGAUUCUUCACUUAGUCGUUAGCAGUAACAUAAUUGUGAUUGCUAUGGCUAACAACAUCCUGUUACGCAUCGAUAUGAAACAGCCUGACAAGACUGAAGAAAUUGACAUAUCUAAAUAUGCACUGAGCAUGAAAAUGUCUGGUUUAUUUCUGGAUCCAUUGGGUCAUCAUCUGCUGAUAAUUUUGAUGCCAAGACAUGGGGACAACCCACCUCCGGAAUUGUUUUACUUGCACAGAAAAACAACAAAGCUCAGACAGGCUAGUAAGUUCAAAGGCCAUGAGAUCACCGCAGUGGGCUGGAAUUUCUCGAACGUUUCGGAAACCUGUUCCGGUCCUAUUCUGCUGGGUACUUCCAAGGGUUUAAUUUUUGAAACAGAAAUUGGAUUGGAGACCGACAAGAUUUUUAAUAUGAAUUUGGAGCAAUAUUGGCGUCAGCUUCCGAAUUAUCUGCCUCUUUAUGGUACAAAAGAGGCAGGAGGAUUGGUGUUUGACAUAGGAAAGAAUAGCAAGCCUCCAAUUACUGGAAUAGAAUUUCAUAAAAUUCCUAAUUCAGAUAAAUAUAUGAUCAUUGUGACCACUCUUAUGCGUAUCUAUCAAUAUAUUGGUACCAUUGGCAAUCCCGAAGAGAAACCUCUUCUGCAACAAGUAUUCUAUAAAUAUCUGAAUGCACAAGAAAUGUUGAGUGAAAUGUUGAUCUUUUCUAGAAUUUAUAUAGCUCUUGACUUGAAUAAAAAAUGUAUGAUGAUUGGUUAGGUAGAUGCAAAACCGAACACGAAUAAUGUGUUAAUCAAUCAACAGAUGUUGACGUGCCCAGAAACAAGUCUCAUAGGCAGUAAUGUUUCAAAAAUCACUUCAGUGCCAUUUUCCUUCGUGCUGACAGAAUUCCAUGCAUUAUUAUUAUAUCCGGAUCACGUAAAAGGCAUAUCGCUUCUAAAUCAAGAAUUGAUAUUCGAAGAUGUUUAUAAUGACGCAGUUGGUAAAUUAAUUGGCAUCACCAAGGAUCCGGCAACGAGAUCGAUUUGGGCUUAUAGCGAGCGAGCCGUUUUUAAAUACAAAGUAACAAAGGAAGACAGAAAUGUUUGGCAGAUAUAUAUCGACAAAAAUGAGUUUGAUUUGGCUAAACGGUAUUGCGGAAAUAACCCGGCGCACAUCGACCAAGUACUUAUAAAACAAGCAGAAAUGCUCUUUAAGAAUAAAGAAUAUGAAAAGAGCGCACUAAUUUACGCUGAUACUCAUUCGUCUUUUGAGGAAAUCUCAUUGAAGUUUUUGCAGGAAUGGCAAAUCGAAGCUCUGAAAACAUUCCUGCGCAAGAAACUUGAUGGUUUGAAAAUACAAGAUAAGACUCAGAUAACAAUGAUAAUCAUUUGGGUGACGGAAUUAUUUAUGAAUCAAAUGGGAGCUAUACGCAGUAGCAACACAUCUUACCUUCAUGAUUCACAAUACAUGGAAUUGCAGAAGCAGUUUGAUAGCUUUCUCACCAUUCCCAAAGUCGAGGAAUGUAUUAAGAGAAAUUGUACCACGAUAUAUGAUUUGAUGGCCAGUCACGGUGACAAAGACAAUCUGAUAUGUCUUACAAUAAUGCAUUGUAACUACGAAGAAGUGAUUCGCCAGCAUUUAUACAAGAAUGAUUACUUGGAAGCGCUUGGAGUAUUGAAGAGUCAGAACAAUAAAGACCUCUUCUACCAAUUCGCUGGGAUACUGCUGCAGGAGUUGCCGCGGCCUACAGUGACUGUCUUGAUUUCUCAAGGAACAUUAUUGAAACCGGCGAAGCUCUUACCAGCUUUGGUCUCGUGUAAUAGUGACGAAAAGCACGCGAAAGAAAUUAUUAAAUACUUGGAAUUUUGCGUAUACAAGCAGGGUUCACAGGAGCAAGCAAUCCAUAAUUUUCUUCUAUCUUUGUAUGCAUGUUACAAGCAAGAUGAAGUGAUGCGAUAUAUAAGCUCUCAAGGUCAAGAUAUCAGCAUGGUACAUUAUGAUGUACAUUACGCGUUGCGAUUGUGUCAAGAAGAAGGCUUGACAGAAGCUUGCGUACAAUUAUCGGCUCUGCUUGGUCUAUGGACCACUGCUGUAGAUCUCGCGCUUACAAUUAACGUAGAUCUCGCUAAACAGAUCGCCGCCAUGCCAUCUGAUCAUGAUGAUGAACUAAGGAAGAAAUUAUGGUUAAAGAUAGUUAUGGAAUUUUUCAGAUGCACCUUUGUACAUGCUAGGGAUACAUGCAAUACAUGUGAGGUACAAUUAUUACUGAGAUCAUUCUAUGUAUUUCCUUGUGGUCAUAAAUUCCACAGUGAUUGUUUAGUAGCAGCGUUAACACCAAUGUUAUCAAUGGAUCAAAGAACAAAGCUAGCAGAUCUUCAGCAACAGCUUACUGCUAUCUCCAAUCGUUCCGAAGAUACAACUUCAACAACUUCUGUAUCAUUGUCUAGGAGAGAUCAGAUCAAGGUCGACAUUGAUGAAUUGGUCGCUUCAGAGUGUCUCUAUUGCGGAGAACUUAUGAUAGAAUCAAUAGACAAGCCAUUUAUUGAAGAGGAGGAUUAUGAACGUGUGAUGAAGGAAUGGACAUGAUAAAGUUUUCUCGCUAAAAAUGUGAUAAAACAUGUUUAUCAUUCUUUCUUUUCAAAAAAAAAAUUAUACGUUCUGUACUGUAUAUUUACAUAUACUUGAUCAUUGUAUCUUGAUCAUAAAGACCUGAAAUACUUUCCAAAGUAUUACUAUUAAUUUUUUUAUAGUUAUAAUGAAUUAAAAAUGCGUAAAUUAGAAAAACAUUACAAGGAAAUAUAGUGAACAUUAGCUUCAGA